UAUUUUUGAGAUACCAGCUGAUCUCAAAGCGUAGAGCUCGGAGAUACACUACUCACAAUGCAGGCAGCCGAAACUGAGCCCAAGCGUACCAAGAGUUAUAUUUAUGAGGUAUACCGACUUUUAGAGGAAAAGCCAGGGGUUGAAGAAAUAUUAAUCAUGAAUCGUUCCGGUGUGCCGAUCAAAACGUCAAUGGAACGCCAAGACGCACUUCAACAUGCCUGUCUUUAUGAGAAUUUGCGUGAAAAGUGUCAGGCAUUUCUAUCAAAAAUGGAGCCACCACAGCUCCUGACCAUGUUGCGAGUCCGUACCAGAUUCCACGAGGUCCUGCUAACACCUGAUGGCAAGUGCAAAAUCCAAAGGAUACACAUCUUAAGGUUGAGGAUCUAAAUCGUCAUUCCUCCAAUUUUUAAAUAAUUGCUCCUACAUAUAUCUACGUUGUUAGUCAUCCAACUUCUUACACGUAAAACAUUCUUCUCACUUUGUACACAGCCCAAACACAACAAACUGUUCAUUUAUGUGACUACCUGAAUAUAAAUUCAAUCAAAUAAGUAAUAAAUAGUCCUCAGAGCUUCAGCUUAAAAA
Molecule: messenger RNA, 582 nt
Organism: Drosophila miranda
Lineage: Eukaryota; Metazoa; Arthropoda; Insecta; Diptera; Drosophilidae
Product: dynein light chain roadblock-type 1-like
Exons: 3
Coding region: 58-387 (109 amino acids)
Biological process (GO): microtubule-based movement
Cellular component (GO): cytoplasm; cytoplasmic dynein complex; centrosome
Molecular function (GO): dynein intermediate chain binding
Source: RefSeq, a predicted model, not a curated record